GUGACCCUGAGAAACUCCCAACACACCCACAUAAACAAAUGUUGGCCUAGCUAUUGUUGCCAUGUUGGGACAUUGCCACUUCAGCCAGGACCAGUGACACUGACAGCUUUAAAUCAUGGGCCAGUCUUUGCCGAAACAUUCCGCAGCCCAGCUGUUCCCUGGAGACAUUGUGGAGUAUCCGAGGAACAGGUACUUCUCCCAUUUUGCCAUCUACUAUGGGGAGAGGGAUGGCGUCCGCUACGUGGCUCACCUGACAUCUCGAGAUUCUGACUCCAAGAUUCCCCUCUAUGGCCGAGCGCUACGUUCAGAAGUGAAAUUAGAUCCGAUUGAGUUGCUGGGGAAGAAGUACAAGGUGAACAACAUGCUUGACGGUUGCUACCCGGCCAGAGAUUUCUACAAUGUCGUGAAGCGGGCUAUUGAUGACAUGAUGGGACAAGAAGUGACCUUUGACAUUUUGUUCCACAACAGUGAACACCAGGCGACACUCUUUAGAUACGGAGUGAAAAAGUCAGAGCAGAUUGAGAAAAUCUACAAGUACAUCAUGCCGGCUUGGGAGAAGCUGUUUGAGGAGAAGAAGUUGUGAAAAUGUUUCCAAUGUAGUUUUUCAUCUCGUCUAUAUUAACAAGAUUAGAAAUUUAGCAAUCACAAAGAAGGCAAAUUCAUCUGAGCAUCUUGAUUACUACUUUUAAAAUCAAUAAAUAUAUUGUGUAUUUUUUGGCACUCCCC
Molecule: messenger RNA, 726 nt
Organism: Syngnathus acus (greater pipefish)
Lineage: Eukaryota; Metazoa; Chordata; Actinopteri; Syngnathiformes; Syngnathidae
Gene: plaat1l
Product: phospholipase A and acyltransferase 1-like
Exons: 5
Coding region: 116-583 (155 amino acids)
Biological process (GO): N-acylphosphatidylethanolamine metabolic process
Cellular component (GO): cytoplasm
Molecular function (GO): A2-type glycerophospholipase activity; glycerophospholipid phospholipase A1 activity
Source: RefSeq, a predicted model, not a curated record